AUGGAAUCCAUCAUUCAGCAAGACUACAACUCCUCCAAGUUCCGCCGCAUAGGCCAGGGCUUCUGUGGAUCCGUAUGGGCAGCCGAAGGAGGCACGACGGCGAUGAAAAGAGAGGAUGGCGGUCCGGGGCGGUCUUUGCUCAACGACUACAACAUGCACAAACUCGUGCUCGAGACAGCUUCACAGGACAAGGUCAGCGUGUGCGUGCCACGAUGGCCGAAUUUCGUUAAGAACGACGACAGUUGGUGGUGCGACAUGAAUCUCGCCAGAUUUCCAACCGGCUACACUACCUGCAACGUGCUCUGCGCCGAACGCAUACCACCACUGCCGCAGGAGGUAAGGAAUCGUCUCAUUGACCGGUACUGUCCACCCGCGUCGGUUGCGACCAUCAAGGCCAACGACGCCGACCGAGACUGCUUGGUACGCCCCUACCUGGGUCGGCGAAAGAUCCAGAACGAGGCCCGGAGAGGGCGAAACUUCUUCUCCCUGCGCAACUAUCCUUUGCAUCUCAACCAAGCAGAGGACCUGGAGCUUCCGAUUUUAAAGUACGCACAUGCCAUGGCUGAGAUACUCGCCAUGAUGCACUGGACUGCAAAGAUCGACGCGAACGACAUCGAGUUUGUGCUGGGAGGCUUGCAAACACAAACAAAGACCGGCCGCAACGAAUACACACACGACAUCUUGGGAACUCACUCUCUAUGGGUCCUGGAUUUUGACUGCUGCAAGCCGCUGGCCAUGGACGACGCCGGCAUCGAGCAAGCCGCUUAUGCGUUCUUGAGGAACGACCCGUACUUCCCUCGCCCUGCAAACAGCGCACAAUCCCCAGACAGCAGCCUGUGGGUUGAAUUCCGCACCCGAUAUCUCGAGUACAGUCAGAAUCUUGUCACUGAUCACGGCGUAGCCUGUCUCAGCUUACCCGAGAAGUUUAUUGCACGGGUUGUGGAAAUGUACGAACAAGGCAAAGAGCGAAAGACAUCGGCACUCAUAUCGUAA
Molecule: messenger RNA, 993 nt
Organism: Exophiala xenobiotica
Lineage: Eukaryota; Fungi; Ascomycota; Eurotiomycetes; Chaetothyriales; Herpotrichiellaceae
Exons: 1
Coding region: 1-993 (330 amino acids)
Source: RefSeq, a predicted model, not a curated record